AGUAGUUGGUGUCGCGGUCUUUGCUGAGCCGAUAUUCCUCUGUACUUCACUGUAGUUUGUGUAGUUCUUGUAGUUUGUGGUGGUUUUACUCCAUAAAGUAAAGCCUCACUGGAGGACGGAGCGCUACCCCAGCGGAGCCCUCAGCGCGGUAAGCCGGUUAGAGAGCGCCAGGUCUGGGCAGCAUGUCCGCUACAGCAGCGCGGUUAGAGAACGCCAACCCGCUCAUUUUCCAGCGGGCCGGAGAGCGACUCCUCACAGCCGGGGAGGAGGACGAGGACGUGGCCGACCCCAUCGACGACAGGGAGAUCUUCGAUCUUAUUAGGUCAAUCAAUGACCCUGAGCACCCUCUGUCCCUUGAGGAGCUGAAUGUCGUGGAGCAAAUGCGCGUAAAUGUGAAUGACCAGGAGAGCACGGUCUCUGUGGAGUUCACGCCCACCAUCCCUCACUGCAGCAUGGCUACUCUCAUAGGGCUGUCAAUCAAAGUCAAACUGCUGCGCUCUUUACCAGACAGGUUCAAGAUUGAUGUCCACAUCACGCCAGGCACACAUGCCUCAGAGGAUGCAGUCAAUAAGCAGUUAGCGGAUAAGGAGAGAGUGGCUGCAGCGCUGGAAAACUCACAGCUGCUGGAAGUGGUCAACCAGUGCCUUUCUACCAGACCCGUGUGACCUGACCAGUUCAUUGUCCAGCCAUCCUUCUGUGGGAGAAACUCUGAGCCCUCUUGACUGCAGUUUGUUACAUUCAUGCUCUUCUCUAGACUGACGCACCUGCUACACUGCACAUUCAGCUUUUUUGAAGAAAGUAUUUUGUGUCAGUGUUCCUGAUGCAGUUCCUUCAAGAGGUUGUUCUCUCUACACUGUAUCAUGAGCACCGUUUGACAAACAGUCACAGAACUCGUAAGGAGCAAAAGAAGGAACAGUAACACAUAGCUGAUAACAUGUUUGCACUUGCUUGAGUAACGCUUUGCUGCUUUUUUGUAUGUAUAAAAUCAUAUACAGUGCAAUCCAGAAUACUUAAAGGGGAACUCCACCGAUUUUCCAAAAUUUCUGCAACGCAAAUAUAGCCAUUUUAUUUUCUAUCCAAACUCACCAGUAAAUCCACAUGUUUCUUCUGAGUUUUUAUAUGUAAUGUUAAUGAUAUAUUUUCUUUUGAUAUUUUGCCUUAAAGUGCCCUGCAUGUCCUGUCCACCAUGAAUAAAUUUUGAAAAAUAUAUUUUGGGCCAAAACCAUUUUAAGAUAAUCAGGAGACAGUCUCUGCAAAAGGCAGCGUAUUCAAAACCAUUUCAUGUAAUAACUUUCUUUAAGGGAGCUUUUAGAAGCAUUAAACUCUUCAGAUGUCUGGUUCCAUUCACCACCACUGUGACUUUAACAGUCUCGUUUAAAUAAUGCAAAAAUUGUGAAAAAUUGAUGGAAUUCCUUGUAAGACAGAGUACGAAAUGGAGGAUACAGUAACAGUGUCAGGAUGUCCUUCCACAGCUAAAAGUCUGAAACAGAUGUUUUAUUUGUUGGUACAUCAUCUGCACAGUUUCAUAAGGUGUGUUUGCCUAUGCUGUCUGUAGAUCCUGUACACUUUACACAUCAGCAGAAUUUCGAAAAUAAAUGAGCUAAACAGAAGCAAAUAUGCAUUUCUCUAAUACAGUUUUGUCUCAAAAAUCAAAAGUGUCAAAAAGUUUGAAUUGAGCAGCUCAUAGAACAACCAUGCUGGGUAUGUAUAAUAAUGAAACUCUAUUAUUUAAUUGCUUGAAAUGAGAUCUGAUCAUUAAUAGAGCUACAGAAGGACUAAAAGGCCACUAGGUGUCACCCAAUGUUAGGCCACGUUUGAAGUGAACGUGUUUGACAUGCCUGUAUGUAAGAACCUAAAUAAACACAAAGCACAUUUUCCUUGUUCUUAGGAAUGCAUAGUUUAUUUUGCCAUGUUGUUAAAGCUUCCUUUUGUGAAAAUAAAAUUGCUAAAACCA
This is a messenger RNA of Colossoma macropomum (tambaqui), 1954 nucleotides long. It is a transcript of the gene ciao2b, whose product is annotated as cytosolic iron-sulfur assembly component 2B. Gene Ontology annotation, biological process: iron-sulfur cluster assembly. Lineage: Eukaryota; Metazoa; Chordata; Actinopteri; Characiformes; Serrasalmidae. Gene Ontology annotation, cellular component: cytosolic [4Fe-4S] assembly targeting complex. The record is from RefSeq and is a predicted model, not a curated record. The coding region runs from base 183 to 665 and encodes 160 amino acids. The transcript is spliced from 5 exons.